Cololabis saira (Pacific saury) is the source of this 1144-nucleotide messenger RNA. RefSeq names its product zinc finger protein 665-like. Lineage: Eukaryota; Metazoa; Chordata; Actinopteri; Beloniformes; Belonidae. The record is from RefSeq and is a predicted model, not a curated record. The transcript has 2 exons. Bases 1 to 1140 code for a protein of 379 amino acids.
AUGUUUCAUCUGAAGAAACAUAAAGGCAAAGAGAGACCCACAAGUUAUCGUUGUGAUCACUGCAAGAAAGUCCUCACCACUUCAUCAGGUCUGAGAAAACAUAAGAUGAUUCACACUGGAGAUAAACCGUUCACUUGUGAUCAGUGUGGAGCAGCUUUUACCCAAAAAAGUCAUCUAAGGACUCACCAACGUAUUCACACUGGAGAAAAACCGUUCAGAUGUGAUCAGUGUGGAGCAGCUUUUACCACAUCAAGUCAGCUAAGGACUCACCAACGUGUUCACACGGGAGAAAAACCAUUUAGGUGUGAUCAGUGUGGAGCAGCUUUUACCCAACAAGGUCAUCUAAGGACUCACCAACGUAUUCACACUGGAGAUAAACCGUUUAGGUGUGAUCAGUGUGGAGCAGCUUUUACUGAGUCAGGAAAGCUAAAGAUUCACCAGCGUACUCACACUGGAGAAAAACCAUUUAGGUGUGAUCAGUGUGGAGCAGCUUUUACCGCAUCAGGUGGUCUAAAGAUUCACCAACGUAUUCACACUGGAGAUAAACCGUUCAGAUGUGAUCAGUGUGGAGCAGCUUUUACCACAUCAAGUUAUCUAAUGAUUCACCAACGUAUUCACACUGGAGAUAAACCGUUUAGGUGUGAUCAGUGUGGAGCAGCUUUUACCACAUCAAGUGAUCUAAGGACUCACCAACGUAUUCACACUGGAGAUAAACCAUUCACUUGUGAUCAGUGUGGAGCAGCUUUUACCCAACGAGGUAGUCUAAGGACUCACCAACGUAUUCACACUGGAGAUAAACCGUUCAGAUGUGAACAGUGUGAGGCAGCUUUUACCACAUCAAGGGAUCUAAGGACUCACCAACGUAUUCACACUGGAGAUAAACCGUUUAGGUGUGAUCAGUGUGGAGCAGCUUUUACCACAUCAAGUCAUCUAAAGAGACACCAACGUGUUCACACUGGAGAAAAACCGUUCAGAUGUGAACAGUGUGGAGCAGCUUUUACUGAGUCAGGAAAGCUAAAGAGACACCAACGUAUUCACACUGGAGAUAAACCGUUCAGAUGUGACCAGUGUGAGGCAGCUUUUACCAGAUCAAGUCAGCUAAAGAAGCACCAACGUACUCACACGAGUGAUAAACUCUAAAGAU